AUGCCAUACAGUCCACCAGAAAAAGGGUUGAGAGACAGAGAGACAGAGAUAUCUCCGAACAACCAGAAGGGUGAUAUGGUGGCCUGUGACCAUGAUCGUCCCUGUGGAAAGGGUUUCUCCUGUGACCGCCACUUUGGCCUGUGUGUUCCUCUAAGACAAGAAGGAAAAUACUGCCGGCGAGACGCCCAGUGUGUACGAGGGCUCAGCUGCAUGUUCGGCAGAUGCAUCCGGAGUAUUCCGGAAGGACAUGAAGGUUCCCGGUGUAAGGUGGAUAAGGACUGUGGUGCUUCGAUGUGCUGCGCUCGUCAUCAUGGCGAGAGCGUGUGUAAGCGUCGACUGGCACUGGGACAGAGUUGCUAUGUACCAGACGGCGGACUGGCAUUUAGCAUCAACCAGAUCUGUCCAUGCGAUGAGGGCCUGCUGUGUCGUGGGAAUGGUCAGACACAAAAAAGAGAGUAA
Clarias gariepinus (North African catfish) is the source of this 459-nucleotide messenger RNA. Its product is annotated as dickkopf-related protein 1-like. Gene Ontology annotation, biological process: negative regulation of canonical Wnt signaling pathway; multicellular organism development. Gene Ontology annotation, cellular component: extracellular region. The record is from RefSeq and is a predicted model, not a curated record. Gene Ontology annotation, molecular function: co-receptor binding; receptor antagonist activity. Bases 1 to 459 code for a protein of 152 amino acids. NCBI's taxonomy places the organism in Eukaryota, Metazoa, Chordata, Actinopteri, Siluriformes, Clariidae. The transcript has 3 exons.